Pedinophyceae sp. YPF-701 is the source of this 954-nucleotide messenger RNA. Lineage: Eukaryota; Viridiplantae; Chlorophyta; Pedinophyceae. The record is from the annotation of a GenBank genome assembly.
AUGCCUCCCAUGCCCUGUAGCCCCGUGCUGUGGCGCGCCGCGGCGCUCGCGGCUCGUCGCGCGCCGGCCCCUCGCGCCCCCUCCGCAGCGCUCCGGCCCUUCCGCCCGGCGGCCUCACCGCGGGCCCUGCGCACGGCGGCGACGCCAUCUCCGUCCGCGCCCACCGUCGUCGUGCUGUUCGGCUGGCUGGGCUCGCGCGCGCGCCACGUGCGCAAGUACGAGGAGGCGUGGGCCGAGGCAGCGGGCCCCGACUGCCGCGUGCUGGCGAUACGGCCUCCGUUUGUGGGCACCAUCUUUCCCGCACUCGGUGAUGCCUACGCCCGGGCGAGCCUGGAGCGGAUCCGGGGCGCCGUGGAGCCGGCGGGGCGCGGCGGCGCGCGGGUCGUGCUGGCCGCGAUGAGCAGCGGGGGGUUUCUGACGGCGGGGCGGUGCCUGGCGCUGUCGGCGGCGCAGGGCGGGUGGAUGGGCGCCGCGGUGCGCGCCGUCGUGCUCGAUUCGUGCCCCGCAGUGCUCACCCCCGAGAUGUGCGCGCGCGGCGUGCUCGCGGGGGCGCUCGCGGCGCGCUGGGAGGACGCAGCGUCGAGCAGCGUGCUGCGCUGGCUCGCGUCCGCGCUCGAGUCGCUGUUCGCCCGAUACCUGCAGCGCACCUCGGUGGCGCAGCGGGCCCGUGAGGUGGACCGGGCGUGGGUGGAGCACGUAGGUGUCGACGUGCCGCGGACCGUGCUGGCGUCGCACGCGGACGACGUCGUGCCCGUGCGCGGCAUCCAGGCCUACGUGGAGCAGGAGUGGCGGGCGCGCGGCAUCGCCGUGGCGUGGCGGCUCUGGCCGGACGCGCCGCACGUCGAGAUAUUAAAAUCAGACCGCGACGGGUACGUCGACGCGCUGCGCGCCGCGCUACGCGCUGCCCCAGGCGGCAACGACGAUAGAGGGACUCGGUCGAGGGCCGCAGGGUGA